Molecule: messenger RNA, 522 nt
Organism: Ixodes scapularis (black-legged tick)
Lineage: Eukaryota; Metazoa; Arthropoda; Arachnida; Ixodida; Ixodidae
Product: peroxynitrite isomerase THAP4-like
Exons: 4
Coding region: 25-522 (165 amino acids)
Source: RefSeq, a predicted model, not a curated record
UGAAGUAGUAAGCGUUUGUGUUAGAUGACGGGGUGUUGCGCUUUUGGGUGCAGCCAGAGUUCUGGUAGUGGAAAAAAGUUGUUCGCCGUUCCGCUUCGAAAAGCCGAUCUGAAGAGGCAGAAGGUAUGGCUCCAUAUGAUUGGGAGAAAAAACUUCGUCCCUACCAGAAGCAGCAAGCUUUGUGAGGACCAUUUCGCACCGGAUCAGUUUGAACCUCGGAUCUGGCCGAGCCAUGGCAUCAAAACACUUAAACCAGACGCUGUCCCCACCAAGUUUAGCCAUAGGCUGCCAAAGCCAGUUCGAAGACCACCGCAAGAAAGGGAAAUGGGAAACAUCCAAGCAGGGGAGCCAAUGCAGGAGGAAGACAGCAUCCAGACGCUUCCAUUUCUGGAUUCAACUGCUGCUCUCACAGUUUACAAUUUCAGCACAAUUGCCUUGCCCACGCACACAGAGGCACAAUCCAGCAAAGUGCAAAACUGUGACCAGGAGUCUGUGCCUCAGGCGGGCCCUCCAGUUGGUUAG